This is a messenger RNA of Nanorana parkeri, 3160 nucleotides long. RefSeq names its product Sp3 transcription factor (gene SP3). Bases 77 to 2155 code for a protein of 692 amino acids. Gene Ontology annotation, biological process: regulation of transcription by RNA polymerase II. The record is from RefSeq and is a predicted model, not a curated record. The transcript has 6 exons. Lineage: Eukaryota; Metazoa; Chordata; Amphibia; Anura; Dicroglossidae. Gene Ontology annotation, molecular function: RNA polymerase II cis-regulatory region sequence-specific DNA binding; DNA-binding transcription factor activity, RNA polymerase II-specific.
AGCCCUGCCCGGGCCUGUUGGCUUUUUCCUCUCUCUCCUUGGGGAUUGGUUUCCUUUAAUCCUGCCACAAACACAAAUGACCGCUCCCGAACAGCCCGUCAAGAGGGAAGAGAUGGCCGCCAUGGAGGUGGACGGGCAGAGCGAGUAUUUGCAGCACGGCAACAGCAGCGAUGACAGCGAGCAAGGCGGCGGCCAGACGGAGGAAUUGACAUCUGUGCAGUUAUCAGGAGGUCCAAAUAGAUGGGAGGUUCUGACUCCAGCCCAAGCUGCAUUAAAAGAUGAAGCUGGAAAUAUCGUUCAGCUCCCAAGUGGUGCUACAGUAACUUCAAGUGGACAGUAUGUGCUACAGACUCUUCAAAAUCAACAUCUGUUUUCUGUAGCACAGGGGUCAGACACAGCUAAUGGAACACUGUCUAAUGUUCAAUAUCAAGUCAUACCACAGAUUCAGACAUCUGAUGGUCAGCAAGUUCAACUUGGCUUUGCCACGUCUUCUGAUAACGGCGGGUUAGACCAAGAAUCUGGUCAGAUUCAGAUAAUUCCUGGAAACCAUUCUAGCCAUCUAGCUGGUCAACUUCAGCAAAUUCAAGGCGUUACAUAUGGAGGCCAAACACUUGGCUUGCCUGGUAACAUCACCUUUGUUCCCAUUAACAGUGUUGACCUAGAUUCAUUGGGUCUGUCUGGCAGUUCUGAAGCCAUGACGGGCAUUACAGCUGAUGGACACUUGAUAAGUGCAGGGCAAGCCAUAGAUAACUCUGAUACUUCUGAAAGGACUGCAGAGCAAGAGCAUGUUUCUCCUGAUGGUGAUACAAACUCUGAAACAGAUAUGUUUGUGCCAAGUUCUUCGUCAUCUCAGCUUCCUGUUACCAUAGACAGUUCAGGAAUGCUUCAUCAGAGCGCAAAUAGUAUGGGUGACAGUCCAUCUGGGCACCUGCAAACAUCCGAUCUUCAGGGAAACUACAUCCAGAGUACUAUUUCCGAAGAGUCGCAUAAUAUUCAGGGCUCUACGUCGCAACACAUGGUACAGCAGAUCCACCUUCAAGAUACCCAGCAGCAGACCAGUGAAGCCCAACUUGUGCAAAGUAUAGCACAGCAGGCAAUCCAAGCUGUUCAGGCAGGAGGUCAAGGCAUAUCAUCACAAGCUCUGCAAAAUCUUCAGCUUCAGCUUAACCCAGGAACUUUCCUUAUUCAAGCCCAAACAGUGACUCCUUCUGGUCAGAUUGCCUGGCAGACAUUUCAAGUUCAAGGAGUCCAGAACUUGCAAAACUUGCAGAUUCAGAAUUCGUCUCCUCAACAAAUAACUUUGACGCCCGUGCAAACGCUUACACUUGGCCAAGUUGGCGGUCAAGGUACUCCAGUUAGUUUAAGUACUGGUCAGUUGCCAAACCUGCAGACUGUUACAGUUAACUCAGUAGACGGUAUCCAUUUGCAGCACGGGGAUCACUCAGACAGCCCAACAGCUAUACGGAUUAAAGAGGAGGAGCCAGAUCCGGAGGAAUGGCAGCUUACCGGGGAUUCUACAGUUAACACCAAUGAUUUAACCCAUCUGAGAGUACAAGUUGUUGAUGAUGAACUUGACCAAUCAAAUCAAGAGGGGAAAAGGCUAAGAAGAGUAGCAUGUACUUGUCCUAACUGCAAAGAUGGAGCUGGAAGGGGCACCAAUCUUGGAAAGAAAAAACAACACAUCUGUCACAUCCCAGGAUGCGCUAAAGUGUAUGGCAAGACCUCACACCUACGAGCUCACCUUCGUUGGCAUUCGGGAGAGCGUCCUUUUGUCUGUACCUGGAUGUUUUGUGGCAAAAGGUUUACCCGAAGUGAUGAGCUGCAACGACAUAGAAGAACACAUACUGGUGAAAAGAAGUUUGUGUGUCCAGAGUGUUCCAAACGAUUUAUGCGAAGCGAUCACCUUGCCAAACACAUUAAAACCCAUCAGAAUAAGAAAGGCAUGCAUGCCAGCAGCGCCGUACUGGCAUCCAUAGAAGCAAAGCCAGAGGAAACAUUGAUAACUGCCGAAGGUACAACCCUUAUCCUUGCAAACAUUCAGCAGGGAACUGUAUCCGGCCUAGGGACUGUAAAUGCCAGCAACCAAGAUCUCCUUUCCAAUUCCGAGAUUCCCUUACAGCUCGUCACAGUUUCUGGAAAUGAGACAAUUGAGUAAAAUAUCAUACGACGCCUAUUAAUUGUGGUUAUUUUUAUACAGUAGUGGAAGAAAAAGCAAAUCCUUGUUCUUGAGUUCUUAGAUAUCUUUUUAUUGAUGUGCAAACUUUUUUGGAUUGACAGUAACUUGGUUAUACAUGACACUGAAAUGCCUUACUUUGUAUGCUAUUCCAUACGUAUGAUCAAAUGGUAAAAUUGCAUGGCUUUUGUAGGUACUUUUGGAACUCUAGACCUGAUGAAAUUUUACCAUGAUACAUACAAGUAUAAAUAACAUUGACAGAUGGAAAUGGUAGUCUAACCAAAUGCAUCAGUCCUGUGUGGUUUAGUGUAAAAAAAAAAAAAAAAAACUAAGAACAUGUUGGUAUUUAUCUAUUGUAAGAUAACAAAGUUGAUGGGUCACAAAGAAAUUAUGUUAUGACAUUUUGUAAUUUUCUUGAUGACUGGAAUUUUUAUUAUGCAUAACUGACAAAUCACAUCGAGCAGCACUCAUAACCCGGCUCCCUUUUUCGCCAUUCCUCCGCUUACAAGAUAACAACCAAUUUUGUUUUAAUUCGGUGAUCCUGUGUACACAUUUUAAGCAAUUCUCUUGUAAAGAACUAUAAGAAAAAUAAAUUCUACAAGGUUUUAACCUGACAGCAGCCACUGUCGAGACUGUGUUUAAUUAAAAGCCAUGCACAUAAAAUGUAUUUGCCAAAUUCUUCUUAAUGUUUGAGUCAUGAAGGCAAUAUAACCAAUGUUGAAAAAAAACUUUGUAGGUUGAAGCUUUUUUUUUUUUUUUUUCCAAUGGUUUAAAUGCAAUUUAAAAAAAAAAAAGCACCCACUUCUCUUGAACACUGGUGGACCAAAAAUUAGUGAAUAGUUUGUCAUUGAGCACAUCUUUCGAUCUCCGACAUCAAACCCAUCAUUGUAAAUGAAGUAGGCUAGCAUAUGCAAACAUGAUUUCAGUCAGCCAUUUCCAUAGUGAAACAAGGCAUAUAAAUCCUAGUCAUGGGGAAACAGGAAAUUA